AUGGCUGGCCACUCCCUCAUUCCUUCCACCAACCCUCCCAGCAAACCUCCUGCAAGAUCCACCAAGAAUUUCAAAUGCUUGUACUGUUUUCAGAAAGGCCACACCAUUUCCAGGUGUCAUGUAGUCAGUUAUGAUGAGCAAAAGGGACUAAUCAGAAGAAUUGGCGCUGAAUUUUGGCUCUCAGACAAUUCACCUAUACUCUUGGAUCCAUGGAGGCCUAUCAAAGACAUAGUGGACAACUUUUCAGCUACUCAGAACCAUCAACGUGUGAUCUCUCCUCCUCCAUCUACACAAUUCAGGUACUCCCUUGCCUCAACUGCAGCUACUGAAGAAUCAACAAUGGAAGAAGACCCCAGCAAAGUCACUCUUUCAUCAGCUCAAACAACAGAAGAAAUCAACUGCCAGGUAUUCAAUGCUCUUCCUUCUCCUGGAUCCAUUGGAGUCAAGUUGAAUGGAUACGACUGUGAAGGAUUGUUGUGCCCUGGACUGCUUUUUAAUUUCAUCUCAGAAGAGGAGGCUCAAAAACGUGACUUCAACGUUCAUCCGCAAGACAUUUGGAUGCCAGGGUUUUGUGACAACGACAUCAAUAUCACCGGGAUAGCGCUAGCCUCUCUAUCGAUGGAGGGAGUUUGUGAAACAACCUCAUUCCUGAUCACACAGCAACCUGGACCUCUCGUACUUGGAAAGCCGUUCAUAAAGGAUUUUUCGGCCGAAAUCAGUUACAACAACCCAUCAGCUCCAACACUGUCACUACUAGAUUCUGGAGGCACAACUCACCUCUUUGCAAUUUCUCAAGGUGUUCUUAUUCAAAUCGGUCUCUCAAGUCACUGCUGA
This is a messenger RNA of Puccinia graminis f. sp. tritici CRL 75-36-700-3, 834 nucleotides long. RefSeq lists its product as uncharacterized. The transcript has a single exon. Lineage: Eukaryota; Fungi; Basidiomycota; Pucciniomycetes; Pucciniales; Pucciniaceae. Bases 1 to 834 code for a protein of 277 amino acids. The record is from RefSeq and is a predicted model, not a curated record.